AAAAAGAAAAGAAACAAAAGUCCUAUAUAAAGUAGACUUGCUAGGAUGGUUGGUUCUUCAUCUUCACCAUUCAAGUUAAGGUAACAUAUCAGAGACUUUCCACAUUCAAAAUGAUGAACAAGGCUAGAGCUCAACAGCAAGGUCAAUCUCCAAAGGUGGUUGAAAACAUAGUUCUAGUUGGCCGGACAGGGAAUGGGAAAAGCGCAACGGCCAACAGCCUCAUUGGAAAAAAAGUGUUCGAUUCAAAGACACAUGCAACUGGUGUUACCACAAAAUGUCAAACACAUGAAUUUGUGACAAAGUAUGGUCACACUAUCAAUGUGAUGGAUACUCCAGGUCUGUAUGACUUGUCGGUCUCCGCUGAUAGUAUAAGCACAGAGAUUGUUAAAUGCCUGACUCUAGCGAAAGGAGGGAUACAUGUUGUGUUCCUAGUUUUAUCUGCAAGGACUAGAGUUACUGAAGAGGAAGAGAACGUACUUCGUACUUUGCAGACUCUAUUUGGGAAUGAAAUCCUUAAAUAUGUUAUCUUCGUUUUCACUGGCGGUGAUGUGCUGGAAGAGUGUAACGAGACAUUGGAUGAUUAUUUGGGUAGAGAUUGCCCUGACUUCUUAAAGAAAGUUAUAUGGAUGUCUGGUAACCGAAAGGUGUUGAUCAAUAACAAGACUCGCGAUGAAGGCAAGAAGGCAGAGCAAGUCGAUAAGCUUCUCUCCCUUGUAGAUGAAAUCCGAAAGAGCAACCGUGGAGAGGCAUAUACCAAUGACAUGUACGAUGCGAUAAAGAAAGAGACCGAUAGACUACAUGAGCAGCAAAAGGAGCUGGAAUCGAAGAACUAUACAAAAGAGAUGGCAGAGACGAUGCAAUAUCAGUUAAUGGAAUCGUAUCAAGGGAAUAUGAACCGAGUAUCAAACACGGUGGAGAAGAAGCUUAAAGAUGCUUUGGAAACGCAGGAGAAAGCGUCAGACAAAUAUGUGAACUGGAAAACUGAUGAUGAAAACAUGUUGCAGCUAACAGUUGCAAUCCCGGUGCCGCCUGUACCUGGAUAUUCAUGCAACAUCCUCUGAACAGUACUGUCUUGUGUGCCUAACAAAAAAAUCAGUAUCAAAAAGUGUUUUUUUGGUUUGCUAUUUUACAAUUUUAAAACUUUCGAUUGUGUCUUUUAUUUCUUUCUAAAAUUCUGCUUUCUGUUUUUAUUAUGUUUUUCCACUUCCUUUUAAAAUGUACUGCCGUCAAAAUUGAGAGAUUUUGUGGUUUAUUUUAUGUGUGGGCUUUCCUAUAAUUAUAUGUUUGUUUGCAUGAGUGUACACAUACGCUUCUUAUUGUUAAUAAA
This is a messenger RNA of Capsella rubella, 1327 nucleotides long. Its product is annotated as immune-associated nucleotide-binding protein 7. Gene Ontology annotation, molecular function: GTP binding. The coding region runs from base 111 to 1061 and encodes 316 amino acids. The transcript is spliced from 6 exons. NCBI's taxonomy places the organism in Eukaryota, Viridiplantae, Streptophyta, Magnoliopsida, Brassicales, Brassicaceae. The record is from RefSeq and is a predicted model, not a curated record.